CUGAUAAAGUCAGAUCCUCCGUGCUUGAAUCAGUCUAGUAUUAGGUUAACGAGCUUGAAAUGCUUUAGCGCUGCAGCUUCACAUUCGACCACGAGAGGGGAUGCCUAUUCGCUCGUUACCUUCUGAAUCUGCGGAACGUCCGUCGAAGAAGAGAAAGUUAUCGGCUACUAAAGGCAUAACGUCUAAAACUAUCGCUGCUCUCGAGAGUCAGCUAACGAGCGCAGUCCUACCUGAUUCGAAUUCCAAUUCGACAACGACCCUCAACCCCCUCGUAGACCUUUACACAGUCGCCUUGAAUGUUGGGAUCAGCGCAGCGGAUACGUCGAAAGCGAUAUGGGCGUUGUAUAGAGUUUGGGUUGUGGUUAUUGGUAGUGGAAAGAUGAGAGGGGAAAAAAACGAGGAUGCGAAUGUAAAGGUUGUGAAAGCGUGGCUCUGGGAACGAUUGAACGAGUAUGUGGAAUUGUUGUGUGGGUUGUUGAAGGAUGAGGAGAAAGUGUUGAGGACAUCAUCACUGCAGAUUCUAUUUUCACUACAAAAACAUUUAUCUACGUCUGUUUCCACUAAAGGCGAUCCGCAAUUCCACAUAUCACAUUUUCGGAAAAUCGUCAUUGCGUUGGUGGCCUGUCCUCCAUCACAUCGAACAACGGAAAAGGAAAAUCAAAGGGACGGGCUUAUUGACGCUGAUGUGCUCGACUUGUUCUGUGAUAAAUGGCUCUGUGUUUACGACGAUGUGCGCUGGUUCUUUCUACGAGAAAUUGGGACACUUCUCUCCAAAAAAGACCAACAACCUCGUCCUUCCGUGCCAACAAAUACACUUUCGAUACUGGAGAGACUCGCUGGCUUUUCAUCAACAUCUUCUUUCCUUACCUCCACUUCGGCUCUGGAGAAACCAGCCAAGGAUGGAAAGGAAGACAACGAGGGAAAGAAAGGCCAGUGGUGGGUCGAGGAGAUGGGAAAGAAGCCGCCAAAGGUUAAAAAAGGCAAGGGCGCUGACCUCGACCUCGACGACGACGACGAAGAGGAAGACAAAAUCGAGAAAAAAGACGACGAAGAAGACGAUUGGAGGAAGUUUUUCGACGAGCAGAACACCAAUGGAGAAUCUAACACGAAGAAGGACAACCUAGGAGAACGAAUUAAAGGCCGCAAACACACUCUAACUCUCCACCAAUCUCUACAUAAUACACCUUCGCAUCGUGCGGCGUUUACUCAUGCCUGGUUGGCGCUUUUAUCCAGGCUCUCCGGGUAUUCCUCUAAAAAUAACGACGUCGACACCGAAGAUGUAGAGGAUACCAAAGAUCUGGAACUGGCUGUGCGUGCGCUGAACGUUAUGCACCGCGGUGUGCUCCCGUAUUUGACUAGACCGGUGUUGGUUAUGGAUUGGAUUGGAGCCUGUGUUGAUUAUGGCGGAACACCAGGUCUCCUUGCUCUCAACGCGUUGUAUGUCCUUAUGACAGAAUAUAAUCUCGACUACCCAUCAUUCUAUACCCGUCUCUACGCUUUUCUCGACCGAGACCUCCUUCAUGUCAAACAUCGCGCAAGGUUUUUCAGGCUCGCAGAGGUGUUUUUAGGCUCCACUCACCUCCCUUUAACCCUCCUCGCCUCGUUCAUCAAGCGUCUCUCCAUCCUCUCCCUCUCCGCACCGCCAUCAGCGAUAGUCAUCGUGAUACCCUUCGUGUGGAAUCUAGUCAGAAGACAUCCAGGAUUGAUGGGGAUGAUUCAUCGAGAGUGGGACGGGCAGGGGGUGUAUGAAGACCCUUUCCUCCCUUCACACCCUAACCCCCUUCUAACUAACGCUCUUUCCUCCUCCCUCCUCGAGCUGCACACCCACACAGCGCAUUAUCACGCCCCAGUGUCCAGCAUGGCAAAAGUCUUCGAAGGCGUAUUCACGAGAGGGGAAUAUGCAAUGGAGGAUUUUUUGGAUCAUGGGUAUGCUAGUCUGUUCGACGCCGAGGUGAAUAGGAAAAUUAAAAAAGAGCCUGCGAUGAAUAUGGAGUUGGAGUUGGAGAUCGAGAGUGGGCUUGGUGGUGUUGUACUGGGUACGAAGAAGAAGAGAAAGAGGGAAGCUGCGUUGUUUGGAUUUGGAAGAGAGAGGGAACAGACGGAAGGUGGGGAGAAUGAGGAAGAAGGGGAUGAUGGUGGCGGAGAUGAAUCAAUAGGUAGAGACAUAGUCACUGAGCUGUGGGCAUUUUGAGUGUCCCUUAUGGUGCAAAGGAGAAACAGAAGGACGAAAAUAACCGAAUCAUUCAAGCUGCGGUACACAAGCAGCACGUCAAAUAGGGGGUGAAGGAAGUUGGUGAAGGUGGUGAGGAAGAAGGGGAUGAUGGUGACAAUGGAUCAAUACAUGGAGAUAUAGCCUCCGAGCGGUGGUCAUAAUAGCGCUGUGAACGUCUUACAAGGCUUCCACUUAAUGUUUGUACAUGUAAUACCUUCGGACGAUGACUUACACCAAAAUCUUUGAUCAUCUCUCUGUGUUUGCAGGGAGUUGGUAUAUUGUGGGAAUUGAGAUGGUAUGCAUCAAGCAUCUCCUGUCUCUUAUCCAAGAACCAAAAUUCUGAACCUCACCUGCUUUUUCAACUCG
Molecule: messenger RNA, 2578 nt
Organism: Lentinula edodes (shiitake mushroom)
Lineage: Eukaryota; Fungi; Basidiomycota; Agaricomycetes; Agaricales; Omphalotaceae
Product: CBF/Mak21 family-domain-containing protein
Exons: 8
Coding region: 101-2191 (696 amino acids)
Biological process (GO): ribosome biogenesis
Cellular component (GO): Noc4p-Nop14p complex; nucleolus; small-subunit processome
Source: RefSeq, a predicted model, not a curated record